Molecule: messenger RNA, 604 nt
Organism: Contarinia nasturtii (swede midge)
Lineage: Eukaryota; Metazoa; Arthropoda; Insecta; Diptera; Cecidomyiidae
Product: transmembrane protein 242
Exons: 3
Coding region: 105-548 (147 amino acids)
Source: RefSeq, a predicted model, not a curated record
AAUUCACCAUGUGUAAAAUAAUCGAAUGAAACCAAAAAAAGAAGAACAAAACAAUGGAAUCGAGAAGAUGUAAAUAGAAUGUUCAAAAUUGAAUUAAGACAAUAAUGGAAGCAGUUAGAGAAAUAGAAACAAAAACCCGUCCCAGCGAUGAGGAGAAACGAAAAUAUCGUAUGAGAGCUGCGGCAUUUUUGGCAACCGUAUCUGGAAUGGCAGCUUUUGCUGGUUUUGGUCGGACAUUAACAAAUGCUCGAAAACAGGAUCAAAAACUGUAUGAACAAGCCACAGUUGAAACGGUAAAUCUAAUCGAAGCCGGUACAAAAUUGGCGACAAAAGCUCUUGCCUGGGGUACGUUUUAUGCUGUACUUGGCACAGGAACAUUUUUCUAUGGAGUUUGGAAAUUAUCGGGUGCUAAAAAUAUGGAUGAAUUUCGACAUAAAAUGGGCGGAAUAUUGCCAAAAAUUAGUAAAGAUUCUCAAUCGGGCCGUACAGAAUUCGAUGGACUCAAUGAUUUAAUGGAAUAUGUAUCGUCGCAUAAAAAACCUGAAUGAAUAACAUAAUUUAAAUGACUGAAGAGUAGGGAGCGAAAAAAAAGAAAAAAAAACUA